Messenger RNA from Paramacrobiotus metropolitanus, 3295 nucleotides. RefSeq names its product DNA ligase 4-like. Lineage: Eukaryota; Metazoa; Tardigrada; Eutardigrada; Parachela; Macrobiotidae. Gene Ontology annotation, cellular component: DNA-dependent protein kinase-DNA ligase 4 complex; DNA ligase IV complex. The coding region runs from base 223 to 3051 and encodes 942 amino acids. The record is from RefSeq and is a predicted model, not a curated record. The transcript is spliced from 16 exons. Gene Ontology annotation, molecular function: DNA binding; ATP binding; DNA ligase (ATP) activity. Gene Ontology annotation, biological process: nucleotide-excision repair, DNA gap filling; DNA biosynthetic process; DNA recombination.
UUGUAUUUUGUCAACUUUACAAACAUCCAGUUGUAUACAAACCGAGUCAUGCCCGUAAAACAUCAUAAUAAUUUACGUACAAAUCGUAGAAAGCGUUUUUUUCUGAUUUUCUAUCGCGAAGAUUUGUGGAAGUAGGAAGCUGAAUGAAUUCGAUUUGAUGCCAGAGUAUAACGUAGGAGCUGUCUAAUUGACGGAUUAGAGCUGGUUAUAAAAAGCAGAGCCAUGGCAGCGACAGCGAAAUCCUCCGUAGCUGACACUAUUCAGUUUCGGGAACUGGCUGCACUAUGCGACACAUUGGCGAAGUUGCCCGUGAAGGAGAAGAAGCGCAGCACCCUCGCUCUGUUUCUCAAACGAUGGCGAAACGAGUACGAUCGUAUCUAUCCCAAUCAUCCGCAGCCACCCCCGGAGACGUUCUUUCCCUUUCUCCGUUUGCUGAUGCCGUGGGCCGACAAGGAGCGACCCGUGUACGGGAUCAAGGAGAACACGCUGGCCAGGUUGUACAUCGAAGAACUGGGACUGACACCCAGUGGAGAACCGGCGCAGCAGUUACUGCACUGGAAGAAGAAUAAACCCAGGAAUGCCGGAAGUAAAGAUGAUGUGUCCGAUUUUGCCGGAGUGGCUUAUUAUGUCCUGCAGAAUCGUCUGCACAAAGAAGGAGAAAUCAGUGUGGAAGCUGUAAAUAAUCACCUCAACAACAUUGCGGAAGCGAAUGCUAUCGGCGGUCAGGAACGAAAAGAUACGAUAAAAAUGUCUUUACAUACAUUGCUACGAAGAACGGAUCCCUUGGAACAGAAAUGGUUAAUACGGAUGAUAAUGAAGGAUUUGAAGUUCGGAAUGGGUGAAGAUGCCAUUUUGAAUGUUUUCCAUCCGGAUGCCAAGGAUCUGUACGAUGUUACCAGCAGCAUCUCCACGGUUUGUACAAAAUUGCACGAUCCCACGCUUCGCCUAAGUGAAAUUGAAGUGUCCCUCUUCGCUCCUGUGCGACCUAUGCUGGCGGAAACAUGGAAUCCUGAAAAACUGCGAAGUGCGCUGAAAGGCGGAGUCUAUUAUGCGGAAAUCAAGUAUGACGGCGACCGCUGUCAGAUCCAUAAAAACGGAAAAGAAUUUCGCUAUUUUUCUCGAGGCGGAAACGACAAUACAAACGUUUUGGGAUCAUCGGCGUCUGAAGGUACAUUGACGCAGCACAUUGCUGACUGUUUUCGCCCAGAUCUGGAUAAUUUCAUUAUCGAUGGGGAAAUUGUAGCGUACGGAUUGAAGGAAAAGUGCAUCUGUACCAAAGCGGAAAGCUACUCGAUAAAAAACCUUACGGGCGAGACUGGAUAUCAAGUGUGCUUCGUAGCCUUUGAUGUGUUGCUCACCAAUAAUAAGACAGUAACUGCCCUUCCUCUACGCCAACGUGUAGAAAUAUUGAAGGACAUGUUCCAAGAGGACGAAGGACGCUUGUAUUUAGCAAGGCGGAAAGAGGUGUCCACACCAGAUGAAUGUUAUGAGUUUCUUAACGAAGCCAUUGAUCGGAACGAGGAGGGUAUUAUGCUAAAAGAUCCCAGCUCCGUGUAUAAGCCCAACGCACGGAGCGCUGGCUGGUGGAAAGUGAAGCCGGAGUAUGUGGACAGCUUGUCCGAUCAACUAGAUGUACUGGUUGUCGGUGCUUAUUACGGUACGGGACGCCGCAGUGCAGGGCCUUCGCAUUUUCUGCUCGCUGUCGCGCAGGAUCCUGAAACUCCCGGCGAAAAGCCGACAAAGUUCCUCUCAUUUUCCAAAGUGGGCAGCGGUUAUACAUACAAAGAACUGGAUGAGAUGGGCGCCCGAUUGAAUCCGCAUUUCAAGAAAUGGACGAAAACCAGUAAACCGGAAUAUCUACAAUUGGCGCCAGGAGAGAAGAAUCGAGCGGAUUUAUGGGUUGAACCGGAGAAUUCUUUUAUCGUGACGGUCAGUGCAGCGCAGGUGCUGGAUUCGGAUCAGUUUGCCACGAAAUGCACAUUGCGCUUCCCACGAAUGAAGGAGCCACGUUAUGAUAAGCCAUGGUUCGAGUGUCUGACCGUUUCCCAACUCCAGAAACUGAAAGAAGAGACGAGUGGACGCUUGGGUGGUCGUAAUAUUACCGACGAGGAUGUGGGCGAUGGAGCAGGGAAGAAGCGUCCCCGUGUUAACAAAACAGUAAUACGUCUAGCCGAACAAUUCCGUCCAGCUGAUCUCGCGGAAAUUCAAGCGGAAAGCGGAAUAUUCACCGGCAAGUCCUUUUAUGUUGCCGAUGGAGAUGAGCUACAUAGUAAACAGGAUCUCGAGCGGAUUAUUGCAGAGAACGGUGGUACCUGUGUACAGAGUCCCGAUACAGGAACAUUCUGUAUCGUCUGUCGGAAACUGACCAUACAUGUGAGAAACGCAAUCAGGCGGCUGCCUGUUGAUGUUGUUUAUCCUUCCUGGAUUGUUCGAUGUGUACAAGAAAAAAAGUUGUGUGUUUGGCAAGCCAGUGAUCUCUUGCAUGCCAAACCCGCAACGAAGAAUUUGAUUAAUUCAGCUUUCGACGACUGGGGUGAUAGCUAUACGGAAGAUGUGACGGUGGAGCAAGUAGAAAAUUUAUUCACUACUCUUUUGGGAAAAGUAGAGCCGAUUGAAAGAGACGUCCUGGCGGAAUUUGAGCAAGAAUAUUUUCCCGGUGUAAAAUUGCCCGGAAUUUUCCGUUUAAUCAAUGCACACAUCGACAAAUUUCAAGAAUUCAAUGAUGAAAGUACUCCCAGUGCGACGAAGACUAUCCUUGGCGUUGCUGGAGAUUUAAUUGAGAUUCUCGGUGGAGAAAUCAGUGAUGAGCUGUCUGGCAAGCACAUCAGCCAUGUUGUCGUUGCUGCUAACGGAUCUUCAGGAAGGUUAGAGAGGCUAAAGGCCGCUAAUCACAGUCGAAAGAGAAAAUUCCACAUUGUUACGGAGAAAUGGGUGUUUGACAGCAUUUCUCGUGAAAAAAUCCUGGAUGAAAAGGGUUAUGUCGUCCGUGAUUAUGUGCAGAGGCCGGCGCCCGUACAACAAUCUGCCUUCGAUGGCCUCUUUGAUGUUUGAUGUAAUACAGUUUGUUUUACGUGCCCGGAGCAGUCUUAUUGUUUUUUUUUCAGAAGUUUUCGCUGCACCCUACUAGUCUAUGAUUUUGUAUUCCGUUCGAAAUGCAGCUAAAUUGAGUUUUAGGUUUUUUUGUGUGAAUAUACCAGAUUUUUUAAGGUUUUUAUUGAGUGAAUGGCAGAUGAUACCACCAUGUUCCAAGUAAAUCUGUCAGAUUGUUUUGAGUGCCUUUUGUAAUAAAACAAGU